UUAUGGGCUUUUAAUUACGCUUUAAUAACACAAGACAUGUAAAAUGUUUUUUUGUUUUGCAUUUUGGUCUUGUAUUUGUAUUGUACUGUACAUCGUCGUUAACAUGUGUUUUGCUUGAAGCCCUCCUAUAGUAUAACAAAAACCUGGUGGGGUUUUUGGGUAAAAGAGAGAUCUUUCUGGUGUGGCAAUGGAGGAACAGAGAAGGGUUUCUUCUGGGGUUGCGUCAUCGAGUUCUCAGACUUCGGGGGAGAAGGACAAUUGUGAGUUAAGAGGAGGACAAGUAACAGAGCCUUCCCUUUCAUCAAUUCCUGUUGGUGAAAAAGCAAGUCCUUCUCAGUUCUGUAGCAGUGCAGCGGCGGGGUCAUCGGGUGAGUUAUAUUCGAUGCGGCGAAAGCCACUAAAGUAUAAGAGCAAAGGUGAUGACGAAGUCCCUAGGAAAGAACAACAGCUGGAGCUGAUAGAUAAUGUUACCGCACCAACUCCAAGUGGUUUGCUGACUGGAUUGAAACCGGGAAUCAUUAACCAUGUCAGGACUAAGAGACAGGUCUUCUCAAUUCUUGAAUCUCUGAUUCGAAAUGCUAAUGACGAUGCUACCAUGGGGGAAACACAUACCAAUUUGAAUGUCAAAGAGUCUAUCAGACAAGAUAGUGCAUUUCCCUUUAAGUUACCAUUCACCGGGGUGUCUGCUAAUGCCAAUUCCAUUACAAACCUAGAACAAGCCACAUCUCUUGCUGUUGAAGGAAGAAAGCAAAUGGAUCAGAAAUUGCUUCUCAUUAUCGAGAGGAUCAUAGCAGAAAAAAAGGCGCUAGAGAAAAAAUUCACCGAGAUGGAGAAGCUGGAUUCAAUAUUGGAAGCAAAUUUUUUUGAUGAAGCAGAGAAUAAGCUACUACUCAUGAUGGAGGCAAAAGAGGUUUUGAACAAGUUUAGUCAGUUUGAGAAGCACCUAGAGACCAAACAGGUACUGGAAAUGAAGAACCUAGACCUAGUACGCCAAAGCAAUGACAUGCAAGCAGCGCGGAAAGUAUUUAUUGAGGGUUGGCCUGAGUUGGAUGCUCAAACCGAUAUCGGGAUAAAACUGAUGGGAAAACUUGAUGAGAAGCCCUUCCUGAAUGUUUGCAAGAAGAAAUAUUCUGCACAUAAAGCUACGGCUAAAGCUGCUACCCUUUGCUCUAGAUGGCAGGAGAAGCUCAAGGAUUCAGCAUGGCAUCCGUUUAAAAGGGAAGGAACCGGGGACAAAGCAAAAGAAGUGGUAGACGAAGAGGAUGAGCAGUUGAAAAAGCUUAAAGGAGAGUGGGGGGAAGAGGUACAUAAGGCAGUUAAAACAGUACUCGAGGAGAUGAAUGAGUAUAAUGCAAGUGGAAUCCGAGAACUUUGGAACUUCAAAGAAGAAAGGAAAGCAACACUUCAGGAAGUGAUUGAAUUUAUUUCGAACAACAUCAAAUAACGCAGAAGAAUCUGAAAGGUGUGCUAUAUCUUCGGCAGUUAAUAUAGAGCUAACUUAUGUAAUGUGCUGGUUUAAAUUUACAUACGCUGCACAACCUUUGACCGAGGAUUAGAAAUUCGGGUCGUGGUCUUUCUACUCAUGUUUUGGUAUUGGCAUAAAUAUUCUAGGUACCAUAAUCGUUUAUAUAUCAAUAUUCUAGGUACCAUAACCAUU
This is a messenger RNA of Camelina sativa (false flax), 1657 nucleotides long. RefSeq names its product factor of DNA methylation 1. NCBI's taxonomy places the organism in Eukaryota, Viridiplantae, Streptophyta, Magnoliopsida, Brassicales, Brassicaceae. The record is from RefSeq and is a predicted model, not a curated record. Gene Ontology annotation, biological process: gene silencing by siRNA-directed DNA methylation.